ACAGCUCGUUCCAAUGACUUUGCUGCUUGCCAUUGACUCCCUGCCUCACAAUUUUACAUCACCGUGCACCUAUCCUUCUGAAGUUAAGCACCCCCCGCAGAAGCAUACCACACGGGACACCCCUCAUCAUCCAUUUCCUAGCUUAAAUCCCGAAGCACCUUAUUCAUCUAUUCCGCCACAUCCUUCUAAAUCUCAGCUGCGUACCAUUUAUCGUUCCGCUUCAGCCGACACUAGUAUGGGGGCGGAUGGCAAGGACAAGAAUUUUCUGGCACAGGCGCGCUCUUACAAGAUAUCAAGGCCCAUGGCUUUGAAACCAUGGCGCCGAGCUCCCCCAGUGCAAAACGUUGGUGAACGAUCGUCGAAAAAAGCACGAGUUUUUGGGAAGAAGUCAUCAAUGGGGUCGUUACGCACUGCAGCGACCCAUAACAAUCCUCCUAAUGCGGCAAUCUCGGCAAUUCCUGGGCCUUCAUGCACGUCGUCUUCCACUUCCUUACUCCCAGCCACCAUGGGGUCGGAUUCGGCUGAAGAUAUCAAAGAACCGAGCGCGCCAUUUGAUUGGGAGGUCGAUCUCGACCCAAAGGACACAUUUAUAGAAAAGAAUAGGUGGCGGAUACGAAGCAACACAAAGUUGCAUCCCUACGCUUUAGAGGAGGCUCCUUAUAUGCAGUCAUACGGGUCUACGCCCCUUCGAAGUGACUACUACACGGAUAUCCUACUGCAACGCUUGCUCCCUUCCGGAUCGCCGACUUUUCAUGACUAUAGUAAACAACGUUCGCCGGCGUCCGUGCUUGACUUGGGGUGCGGCCCAGGACACUGGAUGCUCUAUGCUGCAGACCUCGUCGACGUUACCCUUCCUGAAGUUGCGACAACGGAAAAUAUCCAAUUCCGUCGUGGCAACUUCGUCGAAUAUGGUCUACCCUUUCCCGAGAAAUCAUUUGAGCUUGUCAGAAUGGCCAACCUUGCACUUUGCAUCCCUUAUGACAAAUGGCCGCGUCUCCUUGUCGAAGUCCGGCGUGUGUUGACCCCUUGUGGUAGACUCGAGUUAAUCGACGACCAGGUCUUCUUUCCUUACGGCAGUCCCCCAACGCACGGACAAUCUGGGGAUAACUUGUACGCUCCUGUGGAUUUUGACUUGGAAGUCGAUGGGUUUGACGAGGCCGAUGAAAUCUCGGAUAGCGAUGAAUGGGCGGACGCGAACUCGACGUUUAUGAGCGACCGAGAUUCGGUUCACUCUUCGUCCAACGACGCGCAAGUGAUUUCCCCCGCGGCGACCUUGACUCAAAAUAACCCAAAUGAAACACCCCUUCCAACGCCGACCGUGCAACCUGAGGAGUCUGAGCUCUCCAUUUGGGCAUCCCGCGCAGCAAGUUCUCGCCACAUCGAGACAAUAUUCGAAAGAAUGCUGGGGGAGAAGUACGGCAUGCACCCACGACCCUCCGAGUUCAUCCUCGACCUCUUGGAGGACAUUUUUGGAACUGGCCGCACAAAGAAAAUGAACAGUUAUCACCUCAAAAUUGCCCCUUUUGACCCCUCUGUCAAUGAGGAAGUUGUCGACACAAAGGAUGGAUUGGGUCCCAGCUUGGCUUCAAAUCUUGGUCUUUCAAAAGCAAAGGAGAUGUGGAAAGCAAACAAGCGAGACAGGAAGAGGAGGAGGAAAAGACAGAAAGCAGUUCGUGCAUGCAACGGCGAACUAUCAUUUCCAGAUGUAGAUCUGCCCGAUCCAUCGGUUAUUACACCAAAGCUUGCAGAGCUCCUAGGGAUCGCCUAUACAGGAGCCCCGAUAUGUGACAUCCCCCCUCCCGCGACCCUGAAUGCCAAAGCUGCUGCUCGCCUUGGGAUACCAUAUUCCGCAAUCCCUAUCUCGAGAAACACUUCGAGCGACAGUGAAAGCAGCGGCGAUCGUUCGAGUUUAGAAGGCCCCCCGCUCCCGCCAAAAGAUGCGCGUUAUUUGGAAACAGGCCCGAUAGUUCCGUGCUCACCUUCGACGGAUACUAGCAGCAGUAGGAGCUGCGGCAGCAGCAGCGAACGUUCAAGUUUGGACACCCCAGCCACCCAAUCACCAGUCUUAAGCAUGAAAGCCGCUGAUCGUCUGGGUAUCUCCUACUCGGACCUUGCAGCUGCGGCCUCGGACCCCAGCCUGGUCCCAUCCCUUCCGAUAAAGAAUACUUUUCAGCCGUCCGGCUUGCUCCUCUGGCCAAAAACAUAUAUUCCUCUCUCGCCCGACGAGCUGGAGAUGCAUUGCACCAAGCAUAUCCAUUUAUUGCUCGGUUGCAAGCAUGGCCUUAUAGAGUUUAUGACUGCUCACCUUGAUGAGCAUGGGGAGAGGAUCGCGAGUGAUGACGAAAUAUAUGAUUGUCUGUGGGAUUAUGAAUGUUUCCGUCGGACUCGUUUCAAUUGGCCUUUGGGGUCUUUACACCACUCUGAGAAUGAAUGGGAAUCAGACCAUUUUAUUCCCUCGAGCUCCAGCUCACUGGGUGUCCCUGAACAAACCUCAAACCACUCGCGAAACCUUUCAGACGCAUCCAUUGAAAUCAUUCAUUCCAUGGACCUAAACCAUGUCCGGUCAAUUCACGUCUUUGAAGCUCGAAGAUUCGACGGCAUACUAGACUGA
Laccaria bicolor S238N-H82 is the source of this 2611-nucleotide messenger RNA. RefSeq lists its product as uncharacterized. The record is from RefSeq and is a predicted model, not a curated record. The transcript is spliced from 5 exons. NCBI's taxonomy places the organism in Eukaryota, Fungi, Basidiomycota, Agaricomycetes, Agaricales, Hydnangiaceae. The coding region runs from base 14 to 2611 and encodes 865 amino acids.